This is a messenger RNA of Drosophila guanche, 1563 nucleotides long. RefSeq names its product neurotrimin (gene DIP-epsilon). The record is from RefSeq and is a predicted model, not a curated record. Gene Ontology annotation, cellular component: neuron projection. Bases 117 to 1505 code for a protein of 462 amino acids. NCBI's taxonomy places the organism in Eukaryota, Metazoa, Arthropoda, Insecta, Diptera, Drosophilidae. The transcript is spliced from 9 exons.
UAAGUAAUGAUAACAACAAAUUGCGGCACUAAUUAAUUAAAAUCGUUUUCUUGCAUAAUUGAUGAGGCAAACAAAACGUUGAACACAAAGUUUAAUCCAUAUACAGUUACACCAACAUGUUUAAUCACUUUGCAAUAUUUCUAAUGCAUAUCGUGGUGGUCUUUGCCUGUCUAUUGGCCACGUCGAUGGCUCUGAGCACCGACACGGGCAGCGAGGGCAACGGCGUCAAUGUGGGCGGCUCUACGCUCAAUAAUGUCAUCAGCGAAGAUCCCGAAUUCACAGAAGUGAUUGAGAACAUUACUGUACCCGCGGGGCGUAAUGUCAAAUUGGCCUGCUCGGUCAAGAAUCUGGGCUCCUACAAGGUGGCGUGGAUGCACUUUGAGCAAUCGGCCAUUCUUACUGUACACAACCAUGUGAUAACGCGUAACCCGAGGAUUAGUGUGACCCAUGACAAGCAUGACAAGCAUCGCACCUGGUUCCUGCACAUUAACAAUGUCCAGGAGGAGGACAAGGGACGUUACAUGUGCCAGAUCAAUACAGUGACGGCCAAGACCCAAUACGGCUUUGUCAAAGUUGUUGUGCCACCGAACAUCGACGAUGCCCUGACCUCCAGCGACGUCAUCGUGCGAGAGGGAGAUAACGUGACGCUGCGUUGCAAGGCGAAAGGCAGCCCCGAGCCGACCAUCAAAUGGAAGCGAGACGAUGGCCACAAGAUUGUCAUAAAUAAAACGCUCGAAGUGAACGACCUGGAGACGGACUCGCUUGAACUGGAGCGCAUCUCGCGGCUGCAUAUGGGCGCCUAUCUGUGCAUUGCCUCAAACGGUGUGCCGCCCAGCGUCUCGAAGCGAAUCAAAGUCAGCGUGGACUUUUCCCCCAUGGUUUGGAUCCCACAUCAGCUGGUGGGCAUACCCAUGGGCUUCAAUGUGACGUUGGAGUGCUUCAUUGAGGCGAAUCCCACAUCGCUAAACUACUGGACACGCGAAAAUGAUCAAAUGAUCACGGAAUCAUCAAAGUACAAAACCGAAACAAUUCCGGGCCAUCCAUCGUACAAGGCGACCAUGCGUCUGACGAUCACCAAUGUCCAGGGCAGCGAUUAUGGCAACUACAAGUGUGUCGCCAAAAAUCCUCGUGGCGACAUGGAUGGCAACAUAAAGCUUUACAUGUCGAGUCCACCCACCACACAGCCACCGCCCACAACCACAACACUGCGGCGCACGACAACCACAACAAUGGCAAACACUUUGGAUGGCCCCAACGCCCCGCUGAAUGGCCUAGGCGGUGGAGGGCCAACGAAUUCGGUGAUUGUGAUUGACAAAUUGGGCAUCAAAUAUCAAUCGAAUCUGAAUGAGAUUGACAAAUCCGAACAGAAACUGACAGGCAACAAUCCCAAGGGCUAUGAUUGGUCCAAGGGCAAGGGCAGCGCCAGUCGUCUCCAUCGUUCCCUAAUGAUUUGCUGGCUCCCGACAACCCUCUCACUGCUGCUGGCAACGCACUCGCAUCGUUAGAGCUGCAUUGCAAUGGAAAAUAUAUCCUUAUAUUAUAUAUAUAUAUUUAUAAAGUGCC